AUGGGUGGAGAAUCAAUUUUAAAUAGUUUUAAAAAACAUACAAAUAUUAAAUUAUUAUAUUUUUUCUUAUUUUCAUCAUUAUCAACAUUCUAUCCAUUUAUUACAAUUUAUUUAAAUAGUAAAGAAUUGAAACCGUCAAUUAUUGGUAUAAUAACAUGUUUACUUCCAUUUCUUUCAUUUUUAUCGUCACCAUUUUGGACAAAUAUAUCGGAUCGUUUUGGAAUUCAAAAAAAGAUUAUAAUUAUUAAUUCAGUAUUAUCAAUGAUUUUAUUUUUAUUAUUGAUUCCAGCUGGUAAUAAUAUAAUCGCAAUAUUUAUUUUAAUUGGAUUAUUUAGUUUUGUAUCACCACCAAUUUGUCCAAUUAUCGAUUCAUUAGUAUUGAAAGAAUUGGGUGAAGAUUCUAAACUCUAUGGUCAACAAAGAUUAUUUGGUGCAGUUAGCUAUGGUUUAAUUGCAUUCUUUACUGGUAUAAUAAUUAAUCAUUAUAGUAUGAAUUUUUUACCAGUAAUCUAUGCUUUCUGGAUUAUAGUUUUCUUAGUUUUCUAUAUUUUCAAUCAAACCAAAUAUGGUUCAAAAUUAAAAUUAACCAAUAGUUUAAAUUCAUUUAAAAAAUUAAUAAAUGAAAAAACAAUUGGUAGUUCAGGUGAAAUUGAAAUUGAUAUAAUUACUCCAGGUGAUAAUAAUAAUAAUAAUAAUAAUAAUAAUAAUAAUAAUAAUAAUAAUGAAAAACUAUCAUUAAAAGAAAAGAUGAUGGUUAAAUCAAAAAGUAAUUCAAAUAUAAUUUCAUCAAAUGAUAUAGUACAAUCAAAUGAAAAUUUAAUUGAUAAUGAAAGAGAUGAUCAAUUAGAACAAGAUAUGGAAAUGGAAGAAAUUGGUAGUUUAGUAUUUUCUUCAAAUAAUAAUUCUUCUCAAGAUUUUGGUGAAGCAAUAUUAUCAUCAUCAUCAUCACAAAAUAAUGAAAUCAAUAAUAAUGAUAAUGUAGUUUUAUUAAAAGAUGGUGCUGAUUUUAUAAAAAAUAAUAAAGAAUCAAUUACGAUUGGUGGUGAUUGUGAUGUUGAAGAAAUUCCAAUAGAUUUGGAUAAUAUUGAAGAGAAAUUAACAAAUGGACAAGUAAUGAUAAAUAUUAUAAAGAAUCCACAAGUGAUGAUAUUUUUUUUUGUUAUGGUAAUUUGUGGUAUGACAUCAAAUAUUAUUGGAAACUUUUUAUUCCUUUUCCUUAAAGAUCAAAAGAAUGCUUCAAACUUUUUAUUAGGUUCAACUUUACCAUUCACAGUGGUAAUGGAAUUACCAUUCUUUUUCUUUGGUAAACAAUUAUUAGAAAAAGUUGGUGUUACUAAAAUGAUUAUAAUUGGUCAUUCAGCUUAUAUUAUUAGAUUAUGUCUAUAUAAUAUCUUUGUAAUUGAUUCAAUUUCACCAUGGUUCGUCUUACCAAUUGAAGUAUUACAUGGUAUUUCUUUUGCUACACUUUGGGGUGCCGGUGUUGAACAUUCAUCAAAAAUGGCACCAAAAGGUUAUGAAGCUUUCUAUCAAGGUAUUUUCAGUGGUAUCUAUUGUGGUCUAGGUCCUGGUAUUGGUUCAAUUGUUGGUGGAUUCCUUUAUCAACAUAAAUCUGCUUUCUUUUUAUUUAGAUUCACUGCAAUCAUUACAAUUAUUAGUCUUGUAGUAUUUACAUUAUCUCAAAUAUUUUAUUCAAAAAAACAACAAUCUAAUAAAAGUGGUAUAAUUAGUCAAUCACAUUUUUAA
Messenger RNA from Dictyostelium discoideum AX4, 1743 nucleotides. RefSeq lists its product as hypothetical. Lineage: Eukaryota; Evosea; Eumycetozoa; Dictyosteliales; Dictyosteliaceae. The record is from RefSeq and is a predicted model, not a curated record. The transcript has a single exon. Bases 1 to 1743 code for a protein of 580 amino acids. Gene Ontology annotation, cellular component: membrane.